Fusarium redolens is the source of this 2518-nucleotide messenger RNA. Its product is annotated as P-loop containing nucleoside triphosphate hydrolase protein. Lineage: Eukaryota; Fungi; Ascomycota; Sordariomycetes; Hypocreales; Nectriaceae. Bases 374 to 2518 code for a protein of 714 amino acids. The transcript has 6 exons. Gene Ontology annotation, molecular function: ATP binding; ATP hydrolysis activity. The record is from RefSeq and is a predicted model, not a curated record.
CUUCCGCUAAACCUUGGAGGGCGCAGCUGGUGUUCAAUUCAGUGCGGUUCAGUUGGAUCAGCCCUAUCGAUAUCUCGGCCAGAUAGAUCUAUGCAACACAGCAAAAAUAGCGGUUGGUGUCAUGUUGGCCAUCUUUCAGGUCUUGGCUGCAUGAGCACUCAAGGCAGAAGCGCUAGAAAUAGUGGCAAUGUCCACUGAGACCUCCAGCGCCAAUAGAUUCAUGAAACAUCAAAAGAUUGGAGGCCAACUCAGUGAGGGUCAAGUUCUUGAUCAUAUUGGGUAAAGCCCCCCCACGACUAUUAAGCGGCCAGUAUCGGGCUUUUUUUCUUGAAAAACAAACAUUCCUACGUAUCGAAGAUACCGCCCAAAGAAUAUGCCAUCUAGUGACCUUGAUAAUCCUAACGAACCAGAGGGCAGAAAUCCUGUGGCCUCAGGUGACAAUCCGUCGGACAUUGGGACCAACGGAACCCAGCAAACACCCAAUAGUCCAGAUACUACCGAGGGUGAACCAGCGCCGCCUUCAACAAACCUGUUCCCCUCUGAACAAGCUCCAUGUAAGCAUGAGACCGGCGAUCUCACUGCAACCCUGCCUUGUCCCAACCAGAGUGGAAUUACAUUUAUAGACAGUUCUUUGUUUGGGCCUUGCGAGCCUAUAAACAGAGAAGUGAACCAGAAUGAGCAAGCGGAGGAUGGAAAUGGCUCAGACUCGGAGGACAGUGACAGCGCUGGGGCUGUCAACACCAAAGAGGAGAAAGAGUUGACAUGGACAGAAAUCCUAAUAGAAGCUGACGAUGAUUUCGAAUCGGUGAUCGAUAAGUCUCCCUCUCAGCUAGAAUGGCUGCGCCAGAAGCAGCAUGAAAACCAAAAGAAUGAGUAUCUCGAUUGUAUCUUGUCAAUGGUUGGUCAUGAACAUGUCAAGGCUCACUUCUUGGCGGUCAAGGACAAAGUGGAUAUCGGCAAACGCUGCGGCAAAAGCCUUGAUGACUGGAGUUACGAUCUUGUACUCCAUGGUAAUGAUGGGACUGGGAAAAGAAGAAUCGCCCAGCUUUACGCCGAGUUUUUGUAUAGUAUAAGGGUAGUUCGUGAGAGGAAAUUCGCCAUAGAAGAUGGUUGGGAGUCGGACGAGGUUACCACAGAUGUAACUGUUGUUUUCUUCGCACAGGCUGAUUGUAUCUAUCAACCACAAGAAAUUGCUGACAUCUUGGACCCAUCAAAAGGGCCUGGGUCUUCCACUGUACGUAUCCUUUCGUAUCGAGAGCUCUCGAUGCGAUCACUGGAAAUACUUGCUACAAGCAGCGAAUCGCAUCGCCGCUUUUCAAACCUCCUUAAGCUUGAGAACUACAAUGAAAGGCAGAUUUACGAACUGCUUCGACGACUUUGCAAGGACAAACCGGAAUUCGGUGACAGUUCGAACGAUUUACUUAACACGUUGAGUCGAAAAAUAACAAGACGUGGUUUGGCAGAAGGGAAGGAUUUCAACAACGCAUAUGCAGUGGUGGACGAGCUUGAGAAGGUUUGCAAACGGUGGCAACAGCGCAAAAACGACGCCUGGCUGAGCUGGGCCAAGAUAUCCUUCUCAAGUAAGGGUGGGGAAUUUGGACCAGACCAUUUUAAGCAAAACAGCAUUAUUCUGGAGGACAUCCUAGGGUCCAAGCCUUGGACAUUCAGGAGCGACAGUUUGGCGUGGAAUGAGCUACAGAACUUAGUUGGCUUACAAGACGUCAAGGAGAGGAUUGAAAAUAUCAUCGACUUGCCACAAUCGAUGUUUCCUUGGAGCCCGGGCGUGGGCAAGACAACUGUUUCGGCACUCUACUCCGAGAUUCUUAAGGAAUUGGGCCUAUUGUCGAAAGGUCAUAUUACCACGAUACGGGCAUCAGAUCUGAUCGGAAAAUAUGUUGGCCAUUCGGAGGCGAAGGUCACUAAGGCACUUGAGCAUGCCCAAGGUGGGGUAUUGGUCAUUGAUGAUGCCCAUCUACUCUACCAGGAAACUUCAAAUGGUGAAAACCACUCUGAUUCUUUCAGACAAGGCGUCAUAGAUACCUUGGUUGCCAAUGUCUCGGGUAGCCCUGGCGAGGAUCGCUGCGUGAUUCUCUGCGGCUAUACCGACAAAAUGGAGAGGAUGUUUCUCAAGAGCAAUCCAGGCUUAGCAAGACGCUUCCCGCUCGAAACCGCUCUGAGGUUCGCUAGCUACAGCAACGACGAGUUGAAUCAAAUUUUAAAGCAAAAGAUGGACGCGGACAGCAUCGUCGCCUCAGAGGAAGCUCACAAGGUUGCACGCAACAUGUUGAGUCGAAUGCGUACAAGGCCAAAUUUCGGCAACGGUGGUGAUGUUGAGACACUUCUAUGCGAGGCCAAGCUCCGCCAGGCCUACCAGGGCUCCAAUCCAGGCCUCCGGAGCAGGUUUCCCAGUACUCGACUUCCCACAGUUGCCGCCAGAGGAUUGCCUGCAGCUCCUUUCAAAACUGCUGUCCAAACUAAGCAUCAGUGUCUCAAGCUCCAUCAUGGAUCGAUGCGGUGA